Molecule: messenger RNA, 1627 nt
Organism: Pteropus alecto (black flying fox)
Lineage: Eukaryota; Metazoa; Chordata; Mammalia; Chiroptera; Pteropodidae
Gene: EXOSC3
Product: exosome component 3
Exons: 5
Coding region: 544-1368 (274 amino acids)
Biological process (GO): exonucleolytic trimming to generate mature 3'-end of 5.8S rRNA from tricistronic rRNA transcript (SSU-rRNA, 5.8S rRNA, LSU-rRNA); U4 snRNA 3'-end processing; TRAMP-dependent tRNA surveillance pathway
Cellular component (GO): cytoplasmic exosome (RNase complex); nuclear exosome (RNase complex)
Molecular function (GO): RNA binding
Source: RefSeq, a predicted model, not a curated record
CCCUCCGAGGGGCCGCGCUUACCCGUCGGGCGAGUACUCGAGGUUGAAGACGGCACCGUGGGUACGGGUGCUGAGGUACACCGAGUCCGCAGGAUGGAUGGAACCAUAGAGUGUGAAUAGAUAUCUUCUCUAGCAACAACCAAGGUUUUAUUUUGGAAAAGGAAACUACUUUUCCUCCUGAGGGCGAGAUCAGAAGGGCUCACUCCCGAAGCCUCUGCUCAGUUCCCAACGUUCCCUCGGAACCCGAAGUGGGAGCGUUUUGUAUCUUAUUGUGCGACCCGAGACACCGGAAGUAGAGGCUCUGCGAUGCAUUGAAGCCGCGUGUUUCUCGUACGGACCAGCGAACAGACUUCAGGGUAGGCAGCCUGUUAGAGACACAGGCAUAGUCACCUUGUGGGGACCCGCUGGUCCACAGGGAUCAAGCUUCGCAGAUGAAGGUUCAAGUCCAAUAGGCCGUAACAGCGGAAAACGGAAAGACUUGGGCGGGUUGGUGAUUGGACGCGAUGCCGGAAGCGGAAGCCGGGAACUGUGGUGGCGCUUAGGAUGGCUGAGGCUGCGGGUGUCGCAGCCGAGUCCCUUGUGGGUGGCAGAGCGCGGGCGGCGUGCACUGUGCUAGAUCAGGUGGUGCUCCCGGGUGAGGAGCUUCUGCUGCCGGAGCAGGAGGACGCAGAAGGCCCAGGAGGUGCAGGGGAGCGACCGCUGCGCCUAAAUGCGGGAGCGCGCUCUCGGGUGCGCGUUGUGUGCGGUCCGGGCUUGCGGCGCUGUGGCGACCGCCUGUUGGUCACCAAGUGCGGCCGCCUCCGUCACAAGGAGCCCGGCGGCAGCGGCGGCGGCGUUUACUGGGUGGACUCGCAACAGAAACGGUAUGUCCCAGUGAAAGGAGACCAUGUGAUUGGCAUAGUGACAGCUAAAUCUGGAGAUAUAUUCAAAGUUGAUGUUGGAGGGAGUGAGCCAGCUUCUUUGUCUUACUUGGCAUUUGAAGGUGCAACUAAAAGAAACAGACCAAAUGUGCAGGUUGGAGAUCUCAUCUAUGGACAAUUUGUGGUUGCUAAUAAAGAUAUGGAACCAGAAAUGGUCUGUAUUGACAGCUGUGGACGAGCCAACGGAAUGGGUGUGAUUGGACAGGAUGGUCUACUUUUUAAAGUGACUUUGGGCUUAAUUAGAAAGCUGCUAGCUCCAGACUGUGAAAUCAUACAGGAAGUAGGAAAACUCUACCCCCUGGAAAUAGUAUUUGGGAUGAAUGGAAGAAUAUGGGUUAAGGCAAAAACAGUUCAGCAAACCUUAAUCUUGGCAAACAUUUUAGAAGCUUGUGAACACAUGACAGCAGAUCAAAGAAAACAAAUCUUUUCUAGAUUGGCAGAAAGUUGAUCUAUGUGGACUUUUUUACGGGCCAGUUAAACCAAGAGACUGUGGAUUUCCCAGGGAAAAUUUUUUUCAGGUGAACCUGUCCUCAUUAAAUCUUCAGAAGACAAGAUGUGAAUGUACAUAUUGUCUUAUUGGAGUCUUAAAAGGAAAUAUUUUUAUAAAAAACUGGUUGCUAUCCAUGUUCUUGUGGGUGAGAAAAAUCAUUAUAAAAUAAUGGUGUGGGUUUUUUUUUGUUCUUUGCAAUAAAGUUUACCAAAAGUUA